Syngnathus typhle (broad-nosed pipefish) is the source of this 1602-nucleotide messenger RNA. It is a transcript of the gene tsnax, whose product is annotated as translin-associated factor X. The record is from RefSeq and is a predicted model, not a curated record. Gene Ontology annotation, cellular component: cytoplasm; nucleus. The transcript has 7 exons. Lineage: Eukaryota; Metazoa; Chordata; Actinopteri; Syngnathiformes; Syngnathidae. The coding region runs from base 274 to 1113 and encodes 279 amino acids. Gene Ontology annotation, molecular function: RNA endonuclease activity; RNA binding; sequence-specific DNA binding.
CAUCAUGAAGACCCACAAUGACGAGACAGCCCGACUGCCUGAAAAUAAAUCUACAUAACUAGAAAUUAUUUCGCGUGGAAUCCCUGCACAUUUAUCAUAAUUUCCUUUAAAUGCGCAGGUAAUUCUGUAUUUUAAAGACAACCUGAUCCUUGACGAACUAUUUUACUAAGCUUCAUCAAGUGAAGCUGCGUGCUUAUUGAGAGCACGUUUCAAGCAGUCGUCAAAAGCAAUCCAAAUUUUGCCUCACUUGUACUUUAGGAUAACGUUGAAGGUAUGAAUAAGCGAGGAGGUGAAGGACAUCCACAGAAAAAUGGAAAUGUGGCUCAACAGUGUGAGACAAGUGCCAAUUUGUCUUCACCAGUCAUUGCAGCCUUCAAAGUCUUCCAGAUGGAACUUGACACCAAGCACGACAAAUACGAGCGUCUUGUUAAGCUCAGUCGAGAUGUCACCAUUGAGAGCAAGAGGACGAUUUUUCUUUUACACAGAGUGACAAGUGUUCCAGAUGCAGAGCCCAUUUUGAAUGAGGCCGAUGGGAAACUGUGUGGUGUGAGGGAGAAAAUCGGUCAGAUUGCAGAAGAGCUUCGAGGAGAAGACAUCUAUCAGUUUCAUAGAGCGUUUACCGCAGGAAUCCAGGAAUAUGUGGAGGCCGCCUCGUUCCAGCACUACAUCCGUCAUCGCAGCCUCAUCAGUCUGGAGGAGAUCAACGCCAGUCUAGUAUUCAUGAAAGGAGAUGAGGGCUCUGCCGACACGCUGUCAUCGGAACCUCGGGUCACGACUUUCCAGGUGAUGCCGGCAGACUACCUGCUGGGAGUGGCCGACCUGACGGGAGAGCUGAUGCGCCUGUGCAUCAGUAGCGUGGGCAACGGUGACAUCGACACGCCCUUCCAGCUCAGCCAGUUCCUGCGCCACAUCCAUGACGGUUUCUCCUACAUCGGAAACACGGGCCCUUAUGAGGUGUCCAAGAAGCUGCACACUCUCCGUCAGAGUCUCGGAAAAGUAGAGGACGCCUGUUACGCCCUCCGAGUCCGCGGUUCUGAGAUCCCCAAACAUAUGCUGGCCGAUGUCUUCUCCAGCCGAAAUGCUCACAUGGACUCAGAAGAGGCUGUGGUCUAAAAAAGUCCUUUACACCCUUAUCAUCUAACCACUGCAGACAUUUUAUACGGAUGAAAGUUCUGCAGCAACUUUGUCAUGCUUUCAAGACUUGAGGCUUCUUUGAUAACGUGUGUUUAUUUUAUUUCACUCUCAGCCCUCCCCUUCCCCUAUCACACACAGAUAAUCUAAGGUAGAGCAUGUGACCUUUGUUCAGGCCCAUUCUCUGGCAGCCACCUGAUGUACACGCACGCACAUACGUACGUCAAGCAACCCCUGUAUUUUGGCCUCCCCUCCACCCUCUUUCUUAUCUCAUUACUCACGAGACACGUAUCACUCGUGUGCAUACAGCUGUGACUCUAUAUUCUAUGAGUCAGAGUAGCACAUGUUUGCAGAUUGUUUGUGCAUUCGUUUAAAAACUUGCAUAAGUUAAGGAAGAAUUUGGUAUAAAUUAAGAUUUGUGUUGAUUGGCGAUUUGCUCUUAUCCAGUUUGUGCAUGUAUUAUUUCGCCCU